Theileria annulata is the source of this 387-nucleotide messenger RNA. RefSeq lists its product as uncharacterized. Gene Ontology annotation, cellular component: chromatin silencing complex; nucleolus; rDNA heterochromatin. Gene Ontology annotation, biological process: rDNA heterochromatin formation; regulation of transcription by glucose; cellular response to glucose starvation. Lineage: Eukaryota; Apicomplexa; Aconoidasida; Piroplasmida; Theileriidae. The coding region runs from base 1 to 387 and encodes 128 amino acids. The transcript has 3 exons. Gene Ontology annotation, molecular function: methyltransferase activity. The record is from RefSeq and is a predicted model, not a curated record.
AUGGUAAAAAAUAAGAAAAAUAAGAAAAAAAUUAAUAAAAUUAAUAAAAAUAAUAAAAAUGUGAAGAAUAUGGAAUUAAUUAAGAAAAGAUUAAUUGGAAGUAGAUUUCGUUAUAUAAAUGAGAAAUUAUAUAAAAAUAAUAGUGAAAUGAGUUGGAAAUUAUUUAAUAAUGAUCCAAAAUUAUAUACAAUAUAUCAUGAAGGAUAUCGUAAUCAAAUAAUAAAAUGGCCUUAUAAUCCAAUAAAUAAAAUUAUUUCAUGGUUAAAUAAACAUAAAGAAUAUUUUAAUAUUGGUGAUUUUGGUUGUGGUGAUGCACUUAUAGCUAAAACUUUUAAAAAGUACUCCGUUACGGUGCUUGCAACAGCAGCUCCAAUAAAGACUACUUAG